CGAAGAUCGUGCUGAGAGUUUUCUCUCGCAGUCGAACGGAGAAACGGUCGCGAGUUCAAGUUGCACCGGCUAAACGAAAUCGGAGCGAUUAUUAAAUUACGGUUUAUUGAUUGAUUAAAUACGCAUUUGUUUUUUUUUUGUCGGUUUAAUCUAAAGACUAAAGUAGUUGCUGUUGUGGCGUGUGAAGCGUUGAUGUUGACGUCGACGUCGACGUCGUCGUGCGUUGCGAAUAGUUUUGCGGCAUCAUUUGUUUCGGUUUAAUUAUUUGUUUAUUUUUUCUAUUAUUUUUUUGUUUUAUAUUUUGUAAACUGUGUCGCAUAAAUAAAUCAAUUAAUAAUAGCAUAUUCAAUUUUGCUGAAAGCAAGAGGGCGACAACAGUGACGAAGAAGAAGUAAAGUGCGAUACGCGAAUUGAUGUGAAGUGUAAAGUGCGUGCAAUUCGAAUUGGAGCAGCGAGACACCAUCAGAAGAGGAGACAACGCUGCGACAGUGACAACAAUUGGCCUGUGGCUAAAUGUGUGUUUAGCCAGCACGUUCCAAAAGCUCUCUACACACGCUCAGCUCUGUCUAUGUGCCUCUCUCUCUCUCUCUCUCGCUCUCUCUGUGUGUGAGGCUGCCCACCUGCCGCAUAAGCAAAUCGAGCACGUUAAUUAAAUGUCAACAGAUUCAACGUUUGAGAAGAGCGCGCGGGACGCGAAAGGACGCAGCGACGUUGGAGAAGAAGAAGCUGAAACAGCGACGGCGACAGAAACUGAAACUGAAAUUGAAACUGAACUCGAAGUCGCAGAGUUGAGUAAAGAGAGAAAGAAAUAAAAAAAAAGACGACAGCAACGAAUUGAAAUUGUGCAAAAUGUUUGCAUGACUGUCAAAUAAAUCAUAAGAAGCCACGAUAAAGCAGCAGCAACAACUACAAGAGAAACAACAACCACGCGAACAAGCAACAACAACAACAAAGAUAUUCAUAAUGGUUAAUGCUGUGAUGGAUGCCAUUGCGCUGCUGAGUUCGCUGGCCAGCGAUCUGGAUGUGAUGCUGAAUGAUUUGCGUUCAGCGCCGAAUCAUGGCACAACAACAACACCAGCAACAGCGACAGCAGCAACAGCAACAUCGACAGCGACAGCGGCAACGAUGACGGCAACAGCAACAACUAUAAACCAGCAGCAGCAACAACAGCACACGAGGCAAUUGCAGUUGCAGCAAUGGCAAAGUUUAAGCAACAGCACCAACAAUAACAACAACAACAACAAUUAUACCAACAACAAUGGCUGUAAAAUUAAUAAUUAUAACAACAACAACAACAUUGGCAGCAAAAACAGCUACAACAAUAGCAUCAGCAACCUCAACAUCAGCAGUAACAACAACAAGAAUUACAACAACAAGUAUCAGAACAGUCAACUGCCACGCCCACAAUGCCUAAAUGACAUUAAAUUGCGAGCUGCCAAAACGGCCAGAACAUCAACAACAGCACCAACAACAGCAAUUGCCACAGCAACAGCAGCAACCACACCGAGCAAGACAACACUGCAGCAGCAACAGCAGCAGCAGCAAUCGAAUGUCUUGCAACGUCGCCGCUUUACAGCGAAGCUGGCGACGCCAUCGCCACCUCAACAACAGCAGCAGCAGUUGCAGCAACAGCAACUGCAACGUCGUUCAACGCGUCGACAGCAGCAGCAACAGCAACGGGCUGAGCUGGAGGCAGACGCCGAUACGGAUGCCAGUGAUGUGGCCAACAUGACGUCACCAUUGAGCGCGAGUGCUGCGGCCACGCGCAUUGUUGGCCUCUCGCCGGACGUCAAGAGGUUGCAGAAGUUGCCGCUGUGGUGUCGCAGCAACCAAAGCAACAAUAACAACAACAACAACAGCAGUAGCAGCAGCGCAAUUGCAGCGCAGCGUCGUCUAACAACAACCACAACAACAACAACAACGCGUCAACAGAGUCAAUUUCACAAUGUGCAUCAUAGCAUGUCGCAACAACAAACGGAUUCGCAGUGUGUGGAUACCACAGUGAUGAAGCAGCAGCAGCAACAGCAGCAGCUGGCUGAGGAUAACUCCAAAGUGGAGGUGAUCGUAUACACCAAAUCGGACAAAACGCUCAAACAGAACAUGAACGCCAAGGACGAAACGCUGCGCAAACGCACCUCGCUCAUUAUUGUGCCCCAACAGGUGACCGAGAGUCUCGAGAGUCCCGACGGCGGCGUCGGCAAUCGCAACUCCAUCGCCAGCAUGGACAGCUGUGUCUCGACCAACACCAGCCAAAGCAAUCAAUCGAGCUCCAGCUCGAGUUCCAGCUCCAGCAGCAGUUCAGAGGACGCACAUGCCGCCUAUCAGGAUCUGCAGAAUGGCAACACGGAUGAUUUGGCCGCUCUCCAUUCGCCCAGCUGCAGCAGCACCUCGGAGUCGACAUCGUGUUGCAGCUCCGUCGAUUAUUCGUUGCGCGAACAGUUGCACAAUUUUGCCAAUCAGGAUCAACAGCAAUUGAAGUGUGUCAACGAUUUGCCAACUGCUGCUCAACUGCUGAAGGGCAUGACUUUGCCCAUGGAUCAGUCGAAUGUGGCAUCUGCUGUUGGGGGUGCUGUGGCACCGCAUUGCGAUACGCUGCUCAGUCCGCAAGAGGCGCCACUCGGUCGCAGGUAUGCCGAGGUGGCACAGUUCAAGACGCACGGCAAGGCGAGAACAAGUGAACAGCUGCCAUCUGCUGCUGUUGGUGUCAACGCUGAUGCGACAACAACAACAACAGCAAUAGCAACGGCAACAACAAACACAGCGAAUAACCAAGAGAAGCCAGAGAUUGUUUCUACCAACAAUAACUACAACAACAACAAUAACAUUAACCACAAUGCGCCACAAUCACAAACGAAUAACAACAAAUUAAAUGGCCAAACAAAUAGCCACAACAACAUCAACAACAACAACAUGACAGCAACUAGCCAAAUCGAUGCCAAAAAUGGCAGCGACUGCAAUCAUCGCAGCAGCAGCCUCGACCCCGAUGUCGAUGGCGAUGACGAUGUCGUCGACUUGGCCCACGGCGGCGCCUUCGAGGAUGACAUGCAGGCCCUGUUGCCCAAGUGCACGCGCCGCUCGAGAGAUGAGCUCAGUCAGUCACGCACAUCUCUCGUCUCCAGCUCGGAGGGCGGCAUUUUGGCAGAGGGCGAAACAUCGAGCGAUGAGGAGAGCUCCCGCGAUUCGAGCGACAAUUCACCGCCAUGCGAUUUGGGUCUGAUGGAGCGAUUGCUGUUAACGCAUCCCAUGUGGUUUUUGCCCGGGAUUCAACGUUCCGGUGCCGUUCACUUGCUGCAGGGCAAAGAGGAAGGGACUUUCAUUGUGCGCGGCUCGAGCCAACCGAAUACGAUGGCUGUGUCAGUGCGUCUGCCACAGGACACAGGACCCUACAUCGAACACUAUCUGAUACAGUCGCAGGACAAUAACAUACUCAGCCUGGAGAGUUCACGCUUCAAAUUCGGCUCGAUUCCCGCACUCAUUGCCCACUAUGCGCAAUGCUGCGACGAGCUGCCCGUGCAGCUGAUGCUGCCGCGUGUUUUACGUGAAGCAAACAACCGCAAGAAGCUCUCGUCUCUGGCACUGCUCGGUCAGGAGUUCUGGAGCUAUGCCAGCAGUCCGGCUGUCCUAGGUCCCCCAAAGCAGCUGCAACAGCAGCAGCAACAACAGCAACAGCAACAGUUGCAGCAACAGCAACAGCUGCUGCUCGAUGCCAAGUCGCCGUUGUCGCUGACCGAGACGAGCGGCCUGGGCACCGCAACCUUCUUCAGCGACAAGCCAGAGCGGCAGCCACAGUCGGCGGUGGCACCACAUCAAGGUGGUAACAACAACAGCAACAACAACAACAACAACGUGUUCAGUCCAACGGGCAGCGGCCAGCUGUUGGGCUUCUUCAGUCAGGCGGGCACGCCGUCGGACACCAACUCCAGCAUGAGCUCAUUCUGCACCAGCGGGGGACAGCACAUGCAACAGCUGCUCAGUCCCAACUCGGUGGAUUCGGUCAUACUCACGAUGUCCCCGGUGGACGCUCAGGGCUAUUUGCCAGGCGGCGCAAUGCUCGAUCAACAGCAAGUGCCACAGCAGCAGCAGCAGCCACAGCAACAGUUGCCAACGUUAGGCAACAGCAACAACAACAGCAACAGCAACAAUCUCAGCACGUUCAAGACAACAGCAGCGAGCGGCGAAGUGGAGCAAGUGCAGCGUCCGCAGCGACCAAAGCCGCCAAACACGUUGAAUCUCAAGCCACCGGCGCCGCCGAUGCGUUGGUCCAAACCCCAUUCACCGGAUCAGCUGAACAAUAACUUUACGGUGACCACAACUGUCACCUUCUCAAUGGAGAACGGAAGCAACCUAAGCGGGGGAGCCGCAACUCCACCGACAACCAAAUCGAAUCCAGCACAAUUUGUGGAGGUAACGACGCCGGCGUCAAGUAAUCCCUUCAACGCGCUGCUCAACUCGCAGGCCAGCACGAGCACGUUCCAGACAUUUGCCAAACGCUUGUCGCCCGAGGGCGAGUGCAAGGACACGCUCUCGUCGCAGGGCACAUCCUCCUCGAAUGACAGUCGCUGGCAAACUCAUUCGCAGUCGAGUCGCGACUCCACGCACAGUCAGCGCAAGAUACUCUCGCCUCUGACGCCGAGCAGCGCCACAGGAUUGUUGCCCGGCACCGGCAGCAGUGGCAGCAAGUCGCGCAAGUCACGCAUCCGGAGUAAGGAGUCGAAACACUAUCAGGAAUCGGACAUACUCGAGAGCCCGCCGGCUCAGUAUUGCGCCAGCGCAUUGAGCGACAAGAUCAGCGACUACGAGGACGUCUGGUCGCAUGAUCCCAGCGAUCGUGCCAGUCUCCUGACCAGCUUCAAGCCGGGACUCGAUGCGCACGGCGGUGUGCUAAACCGACGACCCGAUCUGCUCGCCGAGACACCCAGCACACCCACGCAACAACUGCUUUCGCCCUGUGAAGACACCCCACAGCAGCAGCUCGAGAGCAGCCAGCAACUGUUGCAGUUCUCCGGCGAUGCAGCGCCACGAUCCCGCGCUGGACUGCAGCUGCCAAAUCUGGCGCCAGCCAUGACACAAUCACUCACGGAGCACAGCACUGCCGAUGACGGUGGCGACACGACACCCACAGCCCAUGCUCAAACGCCCGGCUCUUCGCGCAGCAAGCAGGGCAGCCCCUUCUAUGCCGAGCCCGCCGAUGCAUUGCGUCAGGCGGGGCUAACUAAUGCAGCGGCGGCGAUUUUACGACGACAGCAACGCAGCCAACUGCUGCCGGCGAAUCAACGACACUCGGAGCCACUCAAAGGUGGCUUGGCCACCACAGCGGCGCCACUUUUAAUGCCCGCCGAUCUGGAGAAAUUGGCCGCCGGAAGUUUGGAUGAGUUGAAGCAGAAACCAAAGCCGUUGGCUCAACAACCGCAAGCGAAACGCGGACGCAAUCGCAUCGAGCACUGGCAACUCGACAGCAGCUGGGAGUUUAUGGCCAAGCAGGAGACAAAUGGCGGUGACUACGAUGCGACCGCAGCCGAUUGGCAGGAGAAGGAGAAUUCCCUUGGUCGGGAGAAGGAUGCAAAUGGCCCAGGUGCCAAGAAGCGACCACUGACCGUGCACCAGAUCAUUGCCAAGCGUCUGCCCGAUCUCAAUCUGCCGGAGCUCGUGCGUUGCUCGACACCACCGCAAAGCGUGGGCAACGUUGUACCGCUGCAAUCGGUGCCGAGUGCCGGACAGUGUGCGGACAAGGAGAAGGACAAGGACAGUCAAAAGUCAUUCCAGAGUCAGAAUCAGAACCAGAAUUCGAAUCAGAACCAGAAUGGUUGUCGUCUCUCCGCCUAUGACAAUGUGGAGCGCAAUUGUGCUGCCUUCUGUCAGACGUAUUACGGCGGCAUUGACUCGGCACAGUCCGACGAUGGCACCGUCUUCUCCGAGCCGUGGGAUUCAUCGCAAUGGGACUCGUUCAUUCCCAUGCAGGAUGAUGCCACCAUGAACUCGGACACCAUUCACUUGUCGAAGUGCCGACCGGCAUUGUCGGAGGACGAUACGAUCGUUGAGGAAUUCAGCAGCACCAAAGAUGGCAGCAACAGCAGCUGCAACCAGGACACGCUCAAGGCCAACAAGAAUGGCAAUAAUGCCGGCGCUGGCGCAGGCAAUAAUAAUAAUAACAACAAGGCAAUGAGACCUAAAGUGGCCACCAUAUUGAGGAAUCCAAGUAUGCGGGAUCGUGAGAUACUAUGCCAUCCCCGCAACAAGAUGAACGUGCAAAGCAUCGGACCGGGCGACUCGCUGCGCGCCUACACGCUGCAAUUGGCUCAGGAUCCGAGCUCGACAUUCGCACGCAACAUUGAGAACUUUAUCAGCUGCACGAAGGAGUCGCGCGAGGCGGUGCCGCAGGUAAUAAUGCGCAACAUGCGUCAGUUUAUGAGCGGCAUGAAGAACUAUCUGGUCAAGCAUGGCGAGGGCAAAUUCCACGCCGAACUCGAAUCGGCGCGUGCUCGCCUCAAGCCCGAUGAGUUUCUCAAUCUCGACACCAUGCUCGAGACGGUGAUGCAUCAGCUGGUCGUGUUGCCGCUGCGCGAACAUCUCUAUGGCAUCUUCGUCGACUAUUACAAGCGCAGCGAGGACAUUCAGCUCUUGGCGCAAAAUGUGCGUUACGCUUGCGAGCGUGACGCCUCCGAUUUUGGCAUUCGUGCCACCGUGACGCCACCAUCACAGACCGCCUUGCGUCUGAUUGCCAAUCUGCUGUGGCGUUUGCAGGAGGCCGAACUGCCGCUGGACAAGCUGGAGCUCUUCUUGUGCGUCAUCUCGACGGUGUUCGAUGCCACCGGUUGUCCGCGUGGCCAGCAGCUGGGCGCCGAUGAUUUUCUGCCCGUGCUCGUCUAUGUGGUGGCCAAAUGUGGCUUCGUUGGCGCCGAAAUCGAGGCCGAGUUCAUGUGGGGUCUGUUGCAGCCAACGCUGCUCAACGGCGAGCCAGGCUAUUAUCUGACGGCGCUCUGCAGUGCCGUCCAAGUGCUCAAGACAUUCAUGGCCUCCGAGGGCGAAAGCGGCAGCGGUUCACUCGAUUGGCGUUCCAGCUGUUUGCCCGCCUGCUCGAGUGUGCUGCGCGUCAUCAUACCCGACGAGUGCAACGGCUCGCUGCAGACACGCACGUUGCCCGUGCGUCCGCAUACCACAACGCGCGAAGUGUGCCGGAUAAUCGCACACAAGGCGCGCAUCACCAAUCCCCAGGAUUAUGCGCUGUUCAAGCUCGUGGAUGGCGAGGAGACGCUGCUCACGGAUGCCGAGUGUCCGCAGGACGCACGAUUGGCGGCCAAGGGCAAACACUGCAUGUUGGCCUAUAAACGCAUCGAUGCGAAGAUCGCUUGGCCAACAGCCGCUCAGCCGGGCAGCCAUUGAAGCACACACACACACACACACACACACACACAUCUAUGCUAGGACUAUGCCACGCCUCCCCCUCCGCACACAUCUUGCUCACUAACCAAGGCGAAAGGAAGCCAACCCAACAAGAAGAACACAAGCAUAUUUGAUUAAUAAUUUAUUAUUAUUACAUUAAAAUAUACUUAGUAGACGAUAAGUAAAGCUAAUACAUCUAAUGUGUACUAAACAACAACAGUAUUGAGUUAAGAGCGCCCCCAAAAUAAUACUAAUCUAUGUUCUUUUUUUUUUGUUCACUCAAUCAUCUUGUCAAUCAUCAAACCAAUCAUUCGAAUCAAAAACAAAAAAAAACAAAAACAAAAACAAAAACCGAGCAAGCGUGUUUGUUCGACAAAUCAAACUUUUUUUUUGCUAAUAAAUAUACGAUUAAAAUAUAUUAAACAUAAA
Messenger RNA from Drosophila sulfurigaster albostrigata, 7809 nucleotides. It is a transcript of the gene spri, whose product is annotated as protein sprint. Gene Ontology annotation, cellular component: endocytic vesicle; cytosol. NCBI's taxonomy places the organism in Eukaryota, Metazoa, Arthropoda, Insecta, Diptera, Drosophilidae. The record is from RefSeq and is a predicted model, not a curated record. Gene Ontology annotation, biological process: vesicle-mediated transport; signal transduction. Gene Ontology annotation, molecular function: small GTPase binding; guanyl-nucleotide exchange factor activity. The coding region runs from base 964 to 7380 and encodes 2138 amino acids. The transcript is spliced from 11 exons.